Molecule: messenger RNA, 636 nt
Organism: Lynx canadensis (Canada lynx)
Lineage: Eukaryota; Metazoa; Chordata; Mammalia; Carnivora; Felidae
Product: homeobox protein MSX-3-like
Exons: 2
Coding region: 22-636 (204 amino acids)
Biological process (GO): embryonic morphogenesis; regulation of transcription by RNA polymerase II
Cellular component (GO): nucleus
Molecular function (GO): RNA polymerase II transcription regulatory region sequence-specific DNA binding; DNA-binding transcription factor activity, RNA polymerase II-specific
Source: RefSeq, a predicted model, not a curated record
CCUGCGCCCGCCUGACGGCGCAUGGCCCCGGCGUCGCUCAGCAUGAACCCCGCUGGGCUCCAGACGUUCGGCGGGGGGCGCGCGGGGCCCGGCCCGCUGCCCUUCAGCGUCGAGUCGCUGCUGGAGGCGGAGCGCGGGCUGGACGCGGGGCCCACCGAGCCCCGGGAGGAGAGGCCACGGGGCACCGCGGAGCCCUGGGCCUGGUUCCCGCCGGCCGCCCGCUCGUCCUCCCCACGCGCCCCCAGCCCUCCGCCCUGCGCCCUCCGAAAGCACAGGACCAACCGCAAGCCGCGGACGCCCUUCACCACCGCGCAGCUGCUGGCGCUGGAGCGCAAGUUCCGCCAGAAGCAGUACCUGUCGGUGGCCGAGCGCGCCGAGUUCUCCAGUAGCCUGAGCCUCAGCGAGACGCAGGUCAAGAUCUGGUUCCAGAACCGCCGCGCCAAGGCCAAGCGGCUGCAGGAGGCCGAGCUGGAGAAGCUGAAGCUGGCGGCCAAGCCGCUGCUGCCCUCCUUCGCCCUGGGCGCGCCCCUGCCCGGCCCCCCGGCCGCGUACGCGGGCGCAGCGGGCUCCCCGCCGCAGGCGCCAGGACUCGUCGCCGCGCCCUUCGCUGCCUACCGCAUGUAUUACCUGUCCUAG